Ilex paraguariensis (yerba mate) is the source of this 312-nucleotide messenger RNA. NCBI's taxonomy places the organism in Eukaryota, Viridiplantae, Streptophyta, Magnoliopsida, Aquifoliales, Aquifoliaceae. The record is from the annotation of a GenBank genome assembly.
AUGCCGUGGGCACGAGCUAUCCUCCCUGAGAAUAUUCCUGAUUUGAACUUCAUCGUAACUGCAACAUAUGUUGGUGAUCAAGGUCAAGAUAUUGAAAUUGGCUCUUCUUCACCUUCUUCAUCGUCUAAUCACAGUGGAAGUAGUGGUCGCAGCGGCAGCGGAAGCGAAAGUGGAAGUGACAGCAGCGGCGAAGAUGAGGAGGAAGAAAAAGAUAAUGGGGAAGUGAGGUCUAAUUACAAUAAUGGUCAUAAUGAGAACGAUAAUGAUGACGAUAAAGAUCUGUUUGGGUGCCCGAGUGAAAGGAUGAAGUGA